CCACUGAGACCACACUAACGCCCUACAAGAUGGUGUCCCGCAGGGCCGUGGUUGCCCUGCUGGUGGUGCACGCAGUCGUCAUGCUGGCUUUGCAGACUGAAGCCUUUGUCCCCAUCUUCACCUACGGUGAACUCCAGAGGAUGCAGGAAAGGGAAUGGAAUAAAGGGCAAAAGAAAUCCCUGAGUAUGUGGCAGAGGUCUGAGGAGGCAGGUCCUGUAAACCCCGCAGAGCCCACUGAGGAAGAAGAGAACAAAAUGAUUCAGCUGACUGCUCCUGUGGAAAUUGGAAUGAGGAUGAACUCCAGGCAGCUGGAAAAGUACCGGGCAGCCCUGGAAGGGCUGCUGACAGCCAAGUGAUGCCCGGCUCGGGGGAGAAGGUGGACAGCUCUGGGAG
This is a messenger RNA of Carlito syrichta (Philippine tarsier), 393 nucleotides long. RefSeq names its product motilin (gene MLN). The record is from RefSeq and is a predicted model, not a curated record. Gene Ontology annotation, molecular function: motilin receptor binding; hormone activity. Bases 30 to 356 code for a protein of 108 amino acids. Gene Ontology annotation, cellular component: extracellular region. Lineage: Eukaryota; Metazoa; Chordata; Mammalia; Primates; Tarsiidae. The transcript is spliced from 5 exons.